CUCAAAGGUAGGGUUUUCCUUAAUUCACUUGCUGCUUAGGUCGAAGGCGUGUUCCUGGCGGAGCUUCGUCUUCGUCGCACGUUUUCAAUGGCCUAUCCUCCGGAUUUACCAGCCAAGGAAGAUCUGGCGAGUGCACACAGCACAGACUUAUCGCCCUCGGCAAUAACGAUUGCAUUUGAGCCGGUCCUUCCAGUGUUACGAGUACCAGUUCCUGCCGGAAGUGAUGAUGAUCCUUCGAAAGGUCCAUUCGUUUUGGCAUUCAAGGACGAGGCAAGCUGGAGCCGUGCAUGGCAGAACUGCGAGAAACAAAUUACUUCACAGUGCGAGGCUGCUACUAUGAAGGGUUGUUCGAUCACUGCCUCAAAGGCUUGCCGCUCCCCCUGGUGGAAAGCGUUCGUCCCAAAUUUUAAUACCAGCACGGAAGACCGAGAAGCUUGCGAGGAGAAGGCCAUGAUGGCUUGUCUCGCUGCGUCUAGACGAGACGGGAUUAAGUUCGCGAGGGGAGUUUGCGAAGAGGUGUUCGGUGAUGCAAGGAUAGCGAACAAGCUCCAGUUUGCUGAUCCACAAGGACACACAAACAGAUCGACAGAGAACGCAUCGACAAGCAACCACAACCAAGUCUUGAUCGAGAAUCCAGGCUCCACAAACUUUAGAGGGAGGUCUCUUACGGAUGGAGCAGACGACAAGCAUUACCAAAGCUCUCUGGGGAAGCGAAUGCUCGAGAAUGGAUGGGAAGGUGGUCUGGUCUCUCCGAAAAAGAAGAGCGAUGCAAUAGCAGCAGGAGUAAUGGAUCGACUGAAACUGUGGCUCGAGUUUGUGAGCGAAGCUGUGACAAAGCUAAGGAAAUCUUUCAAGGACUAAAGGAAAGAGGAGAAAUAAUUAUGGGUUCGAACUCUCAGAUUCAGUA
Selaginella moellendorffii is the source of this 907-nucleotide messenger RNA. RefSeq lists its product as uncharacterized. Gene Ontology annotation, cellular component: plastid. Bases 88 to 861 code for a protein of 257 amino acids. The transcript has 4 exons. NCBI's taxonomy places the organism in Eukaryota, Viridiplantae, Streptophyta, Lycopodiopsida, Selaginellales, Selaginellaceae. The record is from RefSeq and is a predicted model, not a curated record.